CGAGAUGAAUUGAUGAUGAUACUCUAAGUGCAUAUUGUUGGUUGGGUUUGAUUCUGGUCCUCUUCUCUAUUCUCUUCAGUACUUUGAGCUAGCUAAUACUGCCCUAUUCUUAAUUCUGGGGCGAAGGAAAGCAAGAGAAAAUUAACAAUGAGCUACUUGGGUGUGGGUGUUAGUCCUGGGAAUGUCCCUGUGUCUCACAGCAGCUGCACCCCAAAUCCUAAAGUGAUCGAUCGGAGAGUGAGAAUGGCAGAGUUAGUCUUGAGGUUUCUCAUCUGUGGUCUCGGACUCGCUGCUGCGCUUCUUGUGGCCACUGACACUCAAGUCAAAGAGAUCUUCAUGAUCAAGAAGAAGGCCAAGUUCACAGACAUGAAGGCUCUUGUGUUCUUGGUGAUAGUCAAUGGAAUAGCCGCUGCCUACUCUUUGCUGCAAGCACUGCGCUGUGUUAUAAGCAUGGUUAGAGGAAAUGUCCUUUUCAGCAAGCCCUUAGCUUGGAUGAUUUUCUCAGCUGAUCAGGUGAUGGCGUAUGUGGCUGUGGCUGCAGUAGGAGCUGCGGCACAGUCUGCGGCGUUGGCCAAGUUGGGGCAGUCGGAGCUGCAAUGGAUGAAGAUCUGUAACAUGUAUGAGAAGUUCUGCAACCAAGUUGGGGAGGGAAUAGCGAGCUCGGUGUUGGUUGGUCUCAGUGCAAUCCUCAUCGCUUGCAUUUCUGCUUUCAAUCUCUUCCGAUUGUACGGUGGCAACAAGAACAAGAGCAGCUCCAGGUGGUAGUAGUAGGUCGAUAAGAGACAUCAUGGCAUAAAUCUGUUAUACAUGGAACCACCAACCACCAGUGUAACUAAAAACUUUACUACUCUACCUACCCUUGGUCGCCCUUCAAAUCCAUCCCUAUGUCGAUCUUAUAUGUGUGUGAUGAGCUGAUACUGAUGAAUGAUGGUCAUGUAAGUUUAGGCUUUUAGCUACCUUUCACUUCCAUAAUAAAAGUGAGUUCAAGUUUCUGUA
This is a messenger RNA of Argentina anserina (silverweed cinquefoil), 996 nucleotides long. Its product is annotated as CASP-like protein 2B1. The record is from RefSeq and is a predicted model, not a curated record. NCBI's taxonomy places the organism in Eukaryota, Viridiplantae, Streptophyta, Magnoliopsida, Rosales, Rosaceae. The coding region runs from base 148 to 765 and encodes 205 amino acids. The transcript is spliced from 3 exons.